Schizosaccharomyces octosporus yFS286 is the source of this 1727-nucleotide messenger RNA. Its product is annotated as catalase. The coding region runs from base 50 to 1606 and encodes 518 amino acids. The record is from RefSeq and is a predicted model, not a curated record. Lineage: Eukaryota; Fungi; Ascomycota; Schizosaccharomycetes; Schizosaccharomycetales; Schizosaccharomycetaceae. Gene Ontology annotation, biological process: hydrogen peroxide catabolic process; response to hydrogen peroxide. The transcript has a single exon. Gene Ontology annotation, molecular function: catalase activity; heme binding. Gene Ontology annotation, cellular component: cytoplasm; peroxisome; mitochondrion.
GUCCACGACCUUCAUAUCCAAUCUUCGUAUUUACCAAAGACUUAUCAAAAUGAUGGAAGAAGCCAAGAAAUUAGUGCAAGGCGAAAGCGCUCCCGUGUACAGAACUAGUACAGGAUGUCCAAUUUAUAACCCUCUUGCCAGUGCUCGUAUUGGGGAGGGAGGUCCUGUUUUGUUGCAGGAUUUUCAUUUAAUUGAUCUCUACCAAAAGUUUGACCGUGAGAGGAUUCCGGAACGAGUUGUGCACGCAAAAGGUUCUGGUGCUUUUGGUACUUUCGAAGUAACUAAUGAUAUAACAAAGUAUACGAAAUUGAAUAUGUUCUCUAAGGUCGGAAAAAAGACACCCAUGCUGGCAAGAUUUUCUCAAGUUAGCGGAGAACAAGGUUUUCCCGAUAUGUAUCGUGAUCCUCGUGGAUUCGCCCUCAAGUUUUAUACGGAAGACGGUAUUUUCGAUAUGGUUGGCAACAAUACUCCUACCUUCUUUUUGAGAGAUCCUGCCAAAUUCCCUGUUUUUAUCCAUUCUCAAAAGCGUGAUCCUCAAUCUUCCUUGAGAGAUAACACGGUUUAUUGGGAUUAUUUGUCUCAAAACUCAGAAUCAAUUCAUCAAGUUAUGAUUCUAUUUUCUGACCUCGGUGGAACGCCUUAUGGCUACAGAUUUAUGGAUGGUUUCUCGAGCCAUACAUACAAAUUUGUCAAUGAUAAAGGUGAAUUCUACUACUGUAAGUGGCACUUCCUUAGCGACCAAGGAACGAAGGGAAUGACAAAUGAAGAGGCUACAGAAACGAACGGAACAAACCCAGACUUUGCACGCCAAGACCUUUUUGAUGCAAUUGAGCGUGGUGACUAUCCAAGCUGGACUCUUUACGUUCAAGUUAUGACUCCCGAGGAAGCCGAGAAGUACAGAUAUAACAUCUUUGACCUUACCAAGGUUAUACCUCAUGCAGAUGUUCCCAUGCAAGAGGUAGGCCGCUUCACUUUAAAUCAAAACCCAAAGAAUUUCUUCACCGACAUCGAACAAGCGGCCUUCUCUCCUUCUCAUAUGUUACCGGGUAUGGAUAUUUCGCCGGACCCUGUUUUGCAAGUCCGUACGUUCAGCUAUCCCGACACUCAUCGUCACCGCUUGGGCGCCAACUUUGAACAAAUUCCUGUCAACAAGCCUAGAUGUCCCGUCUUUAACUAUUCUCGUGACGGACCCAUGAACGUAACUGACAACCAAGGCAGUAUGCCCAACUACCCUUCUUCAUUGCAACCCUUGGCCAAGGAGUACCACGAGCCAAACGAGAAGCACGAAAAGUGGGUUGGCCAAGUCACUUAUCACAUGGAUGAGAUUACUGAUGUUGAUUUUGAACAACCCAGAGCUUUCUGGGAAAGAGUUUUAGGAAAGCAACCUGGACAACAAGACAACUUUGUUAAAAAUGUUGCUAGCCAUUUGUCCAAGGCGGUUCCAGUGGUAAGACAACGACAGUAUAAGGUAUUUACAAGAGUUCACCCUGAAUUGGGAUCUCGAAUUCAAGAGGCUACCGAAAAAGAAGCAGAGAAAGUUGCUAAAACGCAAAAUAAGGGCGUGAACCAAGGCAACAAGCACAUGUUUGAGCCAGCCAAUAAGUGAGCAUAAACUCUGAAGGCUUAUGAUUUAAUGAUACUUUACGACUUUUAAUCUUAAUAAACCGAGGUAAUAAACUUUUUUUCGUAUAAUUUAACAUCUUCAUGUGAUUUUUGUCGUGAAAAGU